Molecule: messenger RNA, 383 nt
Organism: Vigna umbellata (rice bean)
Lineage: Eukaryota; Viridiplantae; Streptophyta; Magnoliopsida; Fabales; Fabaceae
Source: RefSeq, a predicted model, not a curated record
AGAAGGAUACAAGAUGAACGAACAGGUGAAGCAUUUCAUAUACCAGACGCUCUGCAAGAUAAACACAAGCUCUACUACAUACAGGGAACAUUAUCAACAUGGGAGAAGAAGCAAAAAGGUAUGCAGUGGUGACGGGAGCUAACAAGGGAAUUGGUUAUGGAAUAUGCAAGAAACUGGGUUUGAAUGGGACAGUGGUGGUGCUAACAGCUAGAAAUGAGAAAAGGGGUUUGGAAGCAGUGGAAAGAUUGAAAGAGUUUGGUCUCUCAGACCUUCUGGUUUUUCAUCAACUUGAUGUCACUGACCCUCCUAGUGUUGCUGCUUUGGCACAAUUCAUCAAAACCAGAUUUGGAAGACUUGACAUCUUGGUACCAGUUUAUAUAUGA